Messenger RNA from Protopolystoma xenopodis, 858 nucleotides. The record is from the annotation of a GenBank genome assembly. NCBI's taxonomy places the organism in Eukaryota, Metazoa, Platyhelminthes, Monogenea, Polystomatidea, Polystomatidae.
AUGGAAAAACCAUCUUCAAUCAACUCACGGCUGCAAUCCUCUCAAGGCGCUCAUUCAAGCCAGCUUGGAAGAACAGAGGAGGAUGGACCUUCAGGCGACAGAAAACGGCUGCUUCUUGCUCUAUCCCCACAAUCUGGUUUCGCGCUGAGUGAAAAAAAACUCUUCGGAAGUCCCAUCUCCUCGUUCUCCUCAAAGCCUCCUGUUUCCCCGCCAACUUUGUCGUCAACUCACCAGACCGUCAUUCUCGUCAGCCUCACAGCCAGCCUAGCCGGCUUCUGCUGUAGCCUGCUUCUGCUGCUUCUCGUCCGCUCCAUUUGCCAGCGACGCGACCAGCAUUUGCGCAACCUCCUUACUGGUAACCAGGCCGCAACCUUUGGCCCGAACAAGGCGGAUGGCAACAGAGGCCGUCUUGGGGCCUGCGAGAGCCGUGGCAGCCUCGAGGCCUGUGCAGAUGGGCUUGAUACAGCCUCCACCUGCGGAUGUAUGCGAGUUUCGGGGCUGGAGAGUGCCGGCUUCGAGGAUUACAACUGUCCAGCAGCCGAGUUGUCUGGUUUCCUCUGCUCCGUGGCCCCGGCCACGGACACUGCGUCAACUUGCCCACCGACCUCGGCGGACGUGGCGACGGCUAAAGAGUCCUCUUCGUCGGGCGAAGCUGGCGCCAGUGAUAUGGAUACAGACGACAACACUACAAAAAACAGCGAUAAGGCAGCAGGACAGACACACUACGAUACCACGUUCAGAGAGACCGAGCAAGGUCUCGAUGAUUACAGAAGUCGGAGGCAUUUGCUUGAACUCGACUCCACCUGUACGUCUUUUCAUUCAUUCACCUUUUUAUAUCGUCUUGUUAAAAAAUUCUGA